AUGUCCAAGUACGAUAAUGUUAUCUCACUUCCUCAAACCAACCAAUUAAAGUGUCUGUAUUCGAUCAUCAGAGACAAGAACACUCAAAGAGGCGACUUUGUGUUUUACUCUGACCGGAUCAUCAGACUUUUGGUCGAGGAAGGCUUGAACCAGCUGCCUGUUGAGCCAUGCCAGAUUAAAACUCCGUUGGGAAUUUCCUACGACGGCCACAAGUUCCUGGGUAAGAUCUGUGGAGUUUCUAUCAUCAGAGCGGGCGAGAGUAUGGAACAAGGUUUGAGAGACUGUUGUAGAUCUGUCAGAUUAGGAAAGAUUCUUAUCCAAAGAGAUGAGGAAACAGCUACUCCGAAGUUGUUUUACGUCAAGCUUCCUGAAGAUAUUCCAGAAAGAUACGUUUUCCUGCUGGACCCUCUGCUUGCCACGGGCGGAUCUGCGUCGAUGGCCGUGGACGUUCUGUUGCAAAAGGGUGUCAAGGAAGAGAGAAUUUUAUUUUUGAACGUUCUGGCUAGUCCAGAAGGUAUCGAGGUGUUCAAGUCUAAGUAUCCAAAAAUCAAGGUCAUUACAGGAAUGAUCGACGACGGGUUGAACGAGAAGAAGUUUGUUGUUCCGGGACUCGGCGAUUUUGUCUUUGAUAACGGGUCGGGGACCAUUCGUGCCGGGUUUGCGGGCGACGAAAAGCCCAAGAUCAAUUACUCGAACCUGGUGGGUCGUCCAAAGUACGACCGAGUGAUGCCUUCUGCCGUGUCUCCAACAGACACUUUCAUCGGGUCGCGUGCACAGCAGCUUCGUGGGCUGCUGAAACUCAAGUAUCCGAUGAAAAACGGCAUGGUGGACGACUGGGAGUCGCUCGAGGCCGUUUGGGGCCAGGUCGUGCAGGAGCUCGAGGUCAAGACAGACCAGCAUCCGUUGCUCAUCACAGAGCAUCCUUUGAACCCGGCCAAGAACCGCGAUCAAUUGGCGGAAUUGAUCUUUGAAACGUUCAACUUUCCAGCACUGUACGUGGCGAUGCCCGCGGUGCUGUCGUUGUACUCGCUGGGCAAAACAACGGGCGUUGUUCUGGACUCUGGAGACGGUGUCACCACGGUGGUUCCGAUCUACGAAGGAUUCUCUGUUCCAGGAACGAUCAAACGACUCAACUUUGGCGGACGGGACAUCACACAGCAGAUGCAGCUGGAACUGAUGAAAAACGGCUAUUUUUUGUCCUCGUCGUCCGAGUUCGAGCUUGUGCGCAGCCUAAAGGAGCGUUUGUGCUACGUCAACCCCAACAUUCUGGACAAACAGCUGAAGGAGCCGCCUCUUGCGAGCGAAACAAAACAGUUCCGACUGCCGGAUGGCAAGGUGGUCAACGUGUCCAGCACGGCGUUGUCCCAGUGCACAGAACAGUAUUACCAGCCAGAAAAGUUUGGAAUAGAAGAGCUGCCGAUCCACCAGGUGCUAAUCAACUCUGUGCGGAAAACCAACUACGACCUCAGACCGCAGCUGUUUGAGAACAUCAUCCUCGCGGGCGGCUCGACGAUGUUCAAGAACUUUGGAGUGAGAAUACUCGAGGAAAUGAAGCACGAAGACCCCGACUUGCAACUGCGCAUCUACGCGUCGCCCGAACGACGCACAAACUGUUUCAUGGGCGGGUCGAUAUUGGCAAGUCUAAGUGUGUUCAAGCAAAUGUGGCUGACCAAGAGCGAAUACGAGGAAAACCCGCAGCUUCCGUUCUGUUUAGGCGUAAGAGGCUCGAGUAGCGGGCCGGUUUCUCCCGAUUUGAUCGGCGAAAGCUCCAGCGUCGACUUGCAGCUGAACGAGGAGGUGAACGGGAGAGACCGCGCAGCAAAAAUAGGGCCUCCUGGCGACUCCAAAAAUUGGUCUGGAUUGGGUUGCAACUCCUUGAACACUAUAUUAUCGCCCGCGGCAGAGGACGUCCAGGAGGAGGCAGGUGCUGUGAGUUCCGGAAUGGAGCCCAGAACCAUGUUCUGA
Messenger RNA from Ogataea philodendri, 1965 nucleotides. RefSeq lists its product as uncharacterized. The transcript is spliced from 3 exons. The record is from RefSeq and is a predicted model, not a curated record. Bases 1 to 1965 code for a protein of 654 amino acids. Lineage: Eukaryota; Fungi; Ascomycota; Pichiomycetes; Pichiales; Pichiaceae.